This is a messenger RNA of Elephantulus edwardii (Cape elephant shrew), 2530 nucleotides long. RefSeq names its product intraflagellar transport 81 homolog (Chlamydomonas) (gene IFT81). The transcript has 18 exons. Bases 30 to 2060 code for a protein of 676 amino acids. Lineage: Eukaryota; Metazoa; Chordata; Mammalia; Macroscelidea; Macroscelididae. Gene Ontology annotation, biological process: cilium assembly; intraciliary transport. Gene Ontology annotation, molecular function: tubulin binding. Gene Ontology annotation, cellular component: intraciliary transport particle B; centrosome; cilium. The record is from RefSeq and is a predicted model, not a curated record.
UUUAGUAAAAGUUACUAUACGGCCUAAUUAUGAGUGAUCAGAUCAAAUUCAUUGUGGACAAGCUCAAUAAGGAUCCUUUUAGGAAGAACUAUAAUUUAAUCACCUUUGAUUCCCUGGAGCCAAUGCAGCUAUUACAAGUGCUCAAUGAUGUUCUGGCAGAGAUUGACCCAAAGCAAGUUGUUGAUAUUAGAGAGGAGAUGCCAGAACAGACAGCCAAACGGAUGUUGGGCCUGCUUGGUAUCCUUAAAUACAAGCCUCCAGGAAAUGCCACAGACAUGAGUACCUUUCGUCAGGGUCUGGUGAUAGGAAGUAAACCUGUAAUUUACCCAGUGCUCCACUGGCUUCUUCAGAGGACUAACGAGCUGAAGAAAAGAGCAUAUUUAGCUCGUUUUUUAAUAAAACUUGAAGUACCAAGUGAAUUUCUCCAGGAUGAAACUGUGGCUGACACCAAUAAACAGUAUGAAGAAUUGAUGGAAGCCUUCAAAACUUUGCAUAAAGAGUGCGAGCAACUUAAAACAUCUGGAUUUUCCACAGCAGAAAUAAGAAGGGAUAUCAGUGCAAUGGAGGAAGAAAAAGAUCAGCUCAUUAAGAGAGUUGAACGUUUGAAGAAAAGGGUGGAGACCGUUCAGAACCAUCAGCGAAUGCUUAAAAUAGCAAGGCAACUUCGAGUUGAAAAGGAGAGAGAAGAAUUUCUUGGACAGCAGAAACAAGAACAAAAGAAUCAGCUCUUCCAUGCAGUGCAGAGACUGCAGAGGGUCCAAAACCAGCUGAAAAGUAUGCGCCACGCGGCAGCAGACGCAAAACCUGAAAGCUUAAUGAAGAGGCUAGAGGAGGAGAUAAAGUUUAAUUCAUACAUAGUAACUGAAAAAUUUCCCAAGGAGUUAGAAAACAAGAAAAAAGAAUUGCAUUUUUUACAAAAAGUGGUUUCAGAGCCAGCGAUGGGCCAUUCUGAUCUUCUUGAACUUGAAUCUAAGAUAAAUGAAAUAAAUGCAGAAAUCAAUCAGCUGAUUGAAAAGAAAAUGAUGAGAAAUGAGCCAAUUGAAGGCAAACUCUCACUUUAUCGGCAGCAGGCGUCCAUCAUUUCUCGAAAGAAAGAAGCCAAAGCUGAGGAACUUCAGGAGGCCAAGGAGAAGUUAGCAAGCCUCGAGAGAGAGGCGUCUUUGAAAACGGAUCAGACCCGAGAGUUUGACGGUGCUGAGGUUGUGAAAGGAGAGGAGUUCAAACGAUACGUCAAUAAACUUCGAAGUAAAACUACCGUUUUCAAAAAGAAGCAUCAGAUAAUAGCUGAAUAUAAAGCGGAAUUCGGUCUCUUACAGAGGACAGAGGAACUUCUUAAGCAACGUCAUGAGAAUAUCCAGCAUCAACUGCAAACCAUUGAGGAGAAAAAGGGUGUAUCCGGAUACAGUUACACCCAAGAGGAGCUGGAGAGAGUGUCAGCGCUGAAGAGCGCAGUGGAUGAGAUGAAGGGCCGGACCCUCGAUGACAUGUCCGAGAUGGUUAAAAAACUGAACUCACUGGUGUCUGAAAAGAAGUCAGCUCUAGCCCCAGUUAUAAAAGAACUACGGCAGCUGCGACAGAAAUGCCAGGAACUAACCCAGGAGUGUGAUGAAAAGAAAUCCCAGUAUGAUAGCUGUGCAGCAGGCCUUGAGAGCAACCGAUCCAAGUUAGAACAGGAAGUCAGAGGACUUCGUGAAGAAUGUCUUCAGGAAGAAAGUAAAUACCAUUAUACAAAUUGUGUAAUUAAGAACCUGGAAGUACAACUUCGCCGUGCUACUGAUGAGAUGAAGGCGUACGUCUCUUCUGACCAGCAGGAAAAAAGAAAAGCAUUCAGGGAACAGUAUACCAAACAGAUCGCUGAACAGGAGAACCUUGGGAAGAAACUCCGGGAAAAACAGAAAAGCGUACGAGAAAGUCAUGGUCCAAACAUGAAACAAGCAAAAAUGUGGCGUGAUUUGGAACAACUGAUGGAAUGUAAGAAGCAGUGCUUUCUGAAACAGCAAAGCCAGGCUGCCAUUGGUCAGGUAAUCCAGGAGGGAGGCGAGGACCGGCUGGUGCUCUGAAUUCAUGUGUCACCUUUUGGGGUUUUAAUUACUGUUAUUAGGGAUCAACACACUACCAUGGUGCAUAUCAGUCCUUGAAAGUAAUUUGUAUAACUUUUUCUUUCAGAUUAGCCCUUCCUUGAAAUGUCAAGCUAAGGUAGAUUUCAGUUGUAAAGUGUUUAGCACAUAAAUGAAAGUUCCUUUGUUUUGCUUAGUUUAGACAUCAGUGGUGUCCUCUGAGUUUUUAUGAGACAGGAGACUAAGUUUAAUGUCUGUCUGUGUAAACAUAUGCUCAUUAAGAAGCAUGUAAGUUUUUAAAACAGUAAUAACCCAAUGGCUUAAUGUUUCUCUUAAUCUUUUUUUAACUUCAGAGGAGUGUUUUAGGAAGUAGUAGCUCUUGUUUUGAAGAAACAUUUAUCUGAAGUUCAGCAAUUCCUACAGUUUCACUUCAGUUUCUUUUCCUUCUGUUAAAUCGGGAAAAUUUAAUAUUU